Molecule: messenger RNA, 1098 nt
Organism: Thermochaetoides thermophila DSM 1495
Lineage: Eukaryota; Fungi; Ascomycota; Sordariomycetes; Sordariales; Chaetomiaceae
Exons: 1
Coding region: 1-1098 (365 amino acids)
Biological process (GO): DNA replication
Cellular component (GO): nuclear origin of replication recognition complex
Molecular function (GO): DNA binding
Source: RefSeq, a predicted model, not a curated record
AUGAACCGCUCUCUCGAACAAACCCUCUUCUCCCUCAUACCAACCCACACGGGCCCCCUCCCACAACAACUCCUCGAUCUAGCCAGCUCCCUUCUAGCCCAAUCCCGCCACCGCGCUGCCACACUCAAACCCGACGAGGAAGUCGCCCGGCCUUAUGCCUGCGCCCACAUCGCCUGCGAGCGCCUCAAGACCUCACUCAACCUGCCGCCCAUCCAGCCCCGUCCCCCAAUAGGACCCCGCAACUACAAGCGUCUGUAUAACUUGUUGGACAAUGUCCUGCCUGCGGGUAGCGUGACGCCAGGGCGCGUUAGGACGCCGAGUGCUAAGCUGCGUGAGCAGCAGGAGUAUCAAAGGGAGCGGGAGUUGCAGGCGCAGUCGCCGUUGGCGAAGAAGACAAGGGUAGCUGAGACUGGGAGUCCAAGUAAAGCCCGUCCGCUUGGAGUGAGUCCGGUGAAGAAACGGUCUGCGGCUGGGAGUGAUGUCCUUCCGAGGUGGAUGCGUCCUACGCUACGGUUUCUGCUUUCACGAAUCGGCCCAGCCCGGAUAGGGCCCAUCGUUGCAGCGGCACUUGAUUCGAUCGUCGGUCCCCAUGGCAAGCGGACUGAGGACGACUGGGUACUAGCUAGGAUGCCUGCUGUCCUUGGUGCGCUGUACAUGUACGUGUGGAGGAGGGUAGUCUUAGCGGGGAGCAACUUGGGACGAGAUCAGUACAUCAAAAUCAGCAAGCAGAUCUUGGACGCUCUCGCCAGGGCUCGGGAUGAGCUUGACCUGCCUGUAGAGGCCUGGGAGGACGGAUGGCGUGAGAUUAAGGGGAAGGACCUUGAUGCGACUCUUCUCAAAGGCCAUGAGAAGGGAUGGUAUGAAAUGGACUGGGUUGGUGGUGUGAAAGAUUUAUUGGACCAAGGUGAAAGGCGGGAUGUGGAAGAAGGGGAAGAACAUGGUGAAGAGGAAAGGGAAGAGACCAUCAAGAUCCGCAAGCCUGACACCAUGUUCCAGGAGAGAUACGACUUCUUAAGCGAAGUCAAGCUCAAGAAGUAUGACGAAUGGAAGGCAGGCAUCCUGCAAAGCAUCAAAGCGAUCCAAGCAGGCAAAGCUUGA